This is a messenger RNA of Aspergillus tanneri, 1989 nucleotides long. Its product is annotated as putative GTP binding protein. Gene Ontology annotation, biological process: positive regulation of GTPase activity. The transcript has 5 exons. Bases 1 to 1989 code for a protein of 662 amino acids. The record is from RefSeq and is a predicted model, not a curated record. Lineage: Eukaryota; Fungi; Ascomycota; Eurotiomycetes; Eurotiales; Aspergillaceae. Gene Ontology annotation, cellular component: cytosol. Gene Ontology annotation, molecular function: guanyl-nucleotide exchange factor activity.
AUGUCAAUAAACAGAGAUGCUGAUGACAUAGCCCCGCUGAACAUACAAGCUCUGAAUUAUGAAGGAGUGGAAUGCCCGUCUUUGCAGGAAAUAAUAUCUGGGUUGAGACCAGCUACAGUGGAAUCUGUACCAAAUGAGCCUCUGUCACUUGCAGAGCAAAAAUCCCUUUUCAAUUCUUUGCAGGGCAUUAUCAAGGAGGCGGAUUCUACUGCUGCAGAUGAUGCAAUUUCUGAUACAGAAGUACCGCCUUCGUUUCAACAUGUCGAUACACCUUUUGGAGGCGUAAAAAGUAUCUUACACCAGUUGUUAAGCUGCAGAUCGCUGUAUACAGCGCGAGCUGCCGAGGUCUUAGCGAAUGGCAGUAGAAAUCCAUCAUGGCGGCUCCCGUUUGGACAAACCGGGAUUUUGAAUUUUUUCCUUGAACUCGUUGCUUCGAAGGGAAACGUAGACACUACCCUUUUGCUUCAUUCUCUGCGAUUGAUUGGCAACUGCUGCGCAGAUACUGAUGAAAAUAGGAUGGCUGUCGUAAAAGACAACUAUACUGCUGCUAUCCUCCAGCACUUACUGAAUUCUGGUCUCAUCCAAGUGGUUGUACCAGUUAUAUAUAACCUAUGCGUCGAUUUUGAGCCUGCCCAGACUCAAUUAGCUGCAAACAAAAUAGUAUAUAUUCUUCUAAAGUUAAUAAAGGACGAUGCAUUCAAAGCCAAUGACGCUCUGCUCAACUUUGCCUACGAGCUGAUGGAAUUGACUAUGGAGCAAGAACAAGGGAUAGAAGCAUCCCCUGAUGCAACAGUACUGUUCUUAAUAGAGCUGGCAACUAAUGAAGAGUUAACUUCUACAGUCAGCCAGUUUUCUUGUGUUGCUAAUUGCCUUACGAGCGUCUUAGAAACCAAACGCUUCCAGGAUCUGUGUUUGUCAAGGCGCAUGUUAUCCAAUGUGUUGCCGGUGCUCACUCGAGCAGUAAUGCUUGGAACCAAUGCUUCCAACGAGGAUAGUCAAAGGCUAGCCCAAUUACAAUUGAAGAUCAAUCAGACACUGUCAGAGGUGUCCGCGUCACCGAUUUUUGCAGAAAAUUACCCACUUGGCUCUAGUUUAUCACUGGUGCUGAAAUCCUGGUUGGCGACAACCGAUGAUCAGCUUCGGAUAUGUUCAUGUGUCAUGCUCGGUAAUUUGGCGCGCUCAGACGCAGUGUGUGAACGUAUGGUUAAAGAGAUGGGAAUACAUCAAGGUUUAAUAUCUAUUCUCAACAGUAGGGCCAGAGGUACCGUCCUUCAUGCUGCCUUGGGGUUUCUGAAGAAUCUGGCAAUAGCUGGUGAUAAUAAGCUGCAUUUGGGAGCAGCGGGUAUUAUCCCGGCGAUCUCACGCCUAUGGAGCUACGAGACAUUCCCACAAGUCCAGUUUGCGGCAGUUAGCAUUGCACGACAGUUGGUUAUAUCAUCGGAUGAGAAUAUAACCCGUUUGCUGGAAACAUGUUCGGCAGAUCAAGAUGCGUCAUCUCAAGAAUUGACCUAUCUGACACUGCUUGUUUCACUUUUUGAGAAAACAGACUCAAUUCCCAUUAAGAUCGAGAUCGGGCGUCUUGUUGCCUCUAUAUGCCGCACUAUCACACCAAGGGCUCGAGAACAGGACCAGGUAGCGGAGUCUCUUCUUGAACGUCUCUUUACUCUACAUAAGGGUGUCGCACUUCCUAUUGGUGCUAUGAUUACCCAAUCACAGUGGUCCGUUGUCAGGAGUGAAGGCUGGUUUGCUCUAGCCUUGAUGGCAUGGAGUAAGCAAGGAUCCGCUGCCGUUGCAAAAUGUUUUCAGACAAUGAACCUCCUCUCCUUACUUGAAGAAACUCUGGGCAGGCAAAUUACUGAUUUGGACAGCGAGGAGGAGAAUCUGCAAUUGAUUAAGGAUCGAGAUAAUACAGUCAUCCUUGUCCAGGAGUUGCUGAGAAAUGAUGUAGGCCAACUGAAAAUCCCCUACUAUACUUCCACUGUGUGCUAA